Messenger RNA from Aethina tumida (small hive beetle), 1640 nucleotides. RefSeq names its product gustatory receptor for sugar taste 43a-like. The record is from RefSeq and is a predicted model, not a curated record. Bases 60 to 1640 code for a protein of 526 amino acids. Lineage: Eukaryota; Metazoa; Arthropoda; Insecta; Coleoptera; Nitidulidae. Gene Ontology annotation, cellular component: dendrite; neuronal cell body; axon. The transcript is spliced from 8 exons. Gene Ontology annotation, biological process: sensory perception of taste.
UCCAUUUCCUGUAAUAAAUUUUCACUUUGCUUAAUUGAAUCUGAUAAAAACCGAAUCGAAUGAUUUCUCGACAAUCCACCAAAUCGUUCAGGAUGACAUUUCCAAGAACGAAGGUGCUGGUGUCCAAAGAGAUUUUCGCCUGCAUAGCACCCAUGAUGUACAUCAGCAGGAUCAUGGGUCUGUCGCCGUUUUUGUUUAAGAAGUUAAACAACGAUUACCAAUUGAUCAUGUCCAGAAAGUUGAUAGCUUACAGUUAUGCCAUGAUCACGUUGGUCGUUUGCCUAAGCAUUUACGGCUUAAAUUGCCAGUACAAAAUUGAUAUAAUCCAGCGUAUCCGCAUCAGAACACUGACGGGGAAGUUCGUGACCUACCUCGAAGAUUGUUACUUGUUGUCCACCUGCAUAUUUGGGGUGCUCUACGUGUCACUAAAGUACAAAACAUUUCUAGAGUACACGUUUAUGAUCUGUCAGGUAAAGGUGCAGCAACGAGUUGACCAGUUGGGGGAGGAAAAGCUGCCCAAAAUGUAUAUAUUCACUGUGGUUUUCUUUACAGUUGUGUCCAGCCUCGUUGGCUUGAGAGAGUACUAUCAGAUUAAAGAAGUGUACAACGCCAGAAUGAGUGAAUACACAGACAGAACCGUAACGUGUGUCGACAUACUGGUGGUGUUGUUCCCCAUUUUUUUCGGUGUCAUUGUAACACCAUUCAAAGUUGUCUCCUUCAACAACAACAUGACUCAAAUCUGCAAGGUCGACAAACUGAUCGAGAUCAAGUCGAAUCAAAAGAAGAAAUGCCUGGCGUUAAUAAUCGUCUCGAUAAGCCUGACCUUUUUCAUCCUGUCAGUGGACUUGAGCUUGUGGACCAACAUAGCCAAAAAGUCGACCAGCGUGCUAACAAUAAUGAGGAACCUGAUCCCCUUUUACUGCGCCUACUGCUUCACCUUAAUCAUUGAGCUAAACUACUGGCACUUCGUCCACUUGGUCGAGAUAAGGCUGAAGGCCCUAAACGACCAACUGGAGGCCAUCAGGAUGAACACCUUCCGGGUGAACCCAAGUGAUAACUUGGAUUUCCUUCUGAUGAACCAGAACGCCGGAAGGGCCCUGGAGAGCGUCACCUUGAGGAGGAUGAACAAGGAGAUUAAAGGCUCAGCUUCGGGCGUCUCCAGGAAAGGUUUGACCAAUUUGAUGAAAGUGUACGAGCUCAUCUACGACGCGUCUGUGGCGGUUAACGAUUUUUACGGCCUCAUGAUACUUUUCGUACUAAUUGGUUGUCUUAUACAUUUACUAGUCACACCAUACUGCUUGUACUUGCAAAUUAAAAACACCAACCAGUCGUUUUUUAUAGCUUCGCAGCUGUUCUGGAUGUUGUGUCAUGUGCUGAGGCUCAUCCUCAUCGUGGAACCUUGCCAUAACUGUCAGUUACAGGUACGAAAAACUGGCUCGUUAGUUUGCAAACUCCUUCUUUUGUGGCAAAACCACGAAGAAGUAAAAAUGCAGCUGGAGAUGUUUGCCACCCUUUUGUCCAUGUGUAAAAUUCAAUUUACAGCAAGUGGACUCACCAAUAUUGACCGUCAUUUGUUGACCACAAUCACUGGAGCUGUCACCACGUAUUUAGUCAUUCUGUUCCAAUUCAAUAAUGUUUAA